Messenger RNA from Penicillium mononematosum, 1503 nucleotides. RefSeq lists its product as uncharacterized. The coding region runs from base 1 to 1503 and encodes 500 amino acids. Gene Ontology annotation, molecular function: Delta24(24-1) sterol reductase activity. NCBI's taxonomy places the organism in Eukaryota, Fungi, Ascomycota, Eurotiomycetes, Eurotiales, Aspergillaceae. The transcript has 3 exons. Gene Ontology annotation, biological process: ergosterol biosynthetic process. Gene Ontology annotation, cellular component: endoplasmic reticulum membrane. The record is from RefSeq and is a predicted model, not a curated record.
AUGAUGCCCCUGAAAAGAAUCGGCCCUCGUGAAAGUAAUCUUUCCGACGAAUUUGUGAAUCCUUCCUCAUCUCAAUUGCUAGCAAUGGCCGUGUCACAGAGAAUUCCCGUGGCGGCUGCUCCACCUGCCAAAGGUGUCAAGCAGAAUGAACCGAAGACCGCCUCCAAAUAUACAGACGGCGCGUCCGACGAGUUCGAGUUUGGAGGCUCAGUCGGCGCUACACUGUUGAUGACAGGCUUUCCCCUCUUGAUGUGGUAUAUGUGGAUUGGCGCAACUUACUAUGAUGGCAUGCUUCCUUUGCCUGAGUCCAACCAGACGUGGGCUGACUUUGGCCGUCACCUUUGCCAACUGGUUUACGAGGGAGCCUACCCCACCGCCAAAGCAUGGGCAAUCUACUGGACCUUUUUCAUCAUGGAGGCACUGAUGUACUGCUAUAUGCCUGGAGUUUUGAAUUUCGGCCGGCCCCUGAGGCACGAAGGCGGCAAGAGGCUUCCCUACUACUGCUCCGCUUAUUGCAGCUUCUACGCGACGCUUGCCAUUGCUGCCACCUUGCACUUUACCGGCGUGUUUCCUUUGUACACACUGAUUGACGAAUUUGGUCCUAUCAUGAGUGUCUCUAUUCUGUCCGGCUUCCUGAACAGCUUCAUCGUCUACAUCCAAGCUAUAGUGCGUGGACGAACCCACAGACUAUCGGGUUCUCCCAUUUAUGAUUUCUUCAUGGGUGCUGAACUGAAUCCCCGUAUUGGAAUUUUGGACUUCAAGAUGUUCUACGAGGUCAGAAUCCCGUGGUUUAUUCUGUUCCUUAUCACCUGCUCCGUGGCGGCUCGCCAGUACGAAACAUAUGGCUAUGUCUCGGCCGAAGUAGUCUUCCUGGCCGGAGCGCACUACCUGUAUACCAAUGCUUGUGCCAAAGCCGAACAGAUGAUCAUUACAAGCUGGGACAUGUAUUUCGAAAAACUUGGAUUUCUGCUCACCUUCUGGAAUAUGGCUGGUGUGCCUUUCACUUAUUGCCAUUGUGCGCUUUACUUGGCCAACCAUCCCCCAUCUGAGUAUCACUGGAACCGAUACGCCCUCGCAUUUUUCUCUGUCUUGUACGUAUUUUUCUACUGGAUGUGGGACAGUGCGAAUGGCCAGAAGAACGCCUUCCGUCACAAGGAAAAGGGCCAGCUUAUCAAGCGGAAUACGUUCCCUCAAGUGCCGUGGCAAGCCAUUGAGAACCCCAAGACAAUCCAGACAGACACAGGCGAUCAUAUUAUGGUCGAUGGCUGGUUCGCAAUCAUUCGAAAGCCAAACUAUGUACCUGACAUGUUCUUUUCUAUGUCAUGGGGCCUGAUUACCGGUUUCAAGAGCCCAUUCCUUUGGUUCUAUUUCAUUUUCUUCAUGGUCAUGAUUAUCCACCGCACCAACAGGGAUAUCAACCGAUGCCGAAGAAAGUACGGCGAGGCCUGGAAGCGCUAUGAGAAAGAAGUACCCUACUUGUUCAUCCCUGUAAGUUUCAAAUAG